This is a messenger RNA of Saxophila tyrrhenica, 651 nucleotides long. RefSeq lists its product as uncharacterized. The transcript has 2 exons. The coding region runs from base 1 to 651 and encodes 216 amino acids. Gene Ontology annotation, biological process: acetoin biosynthetic process. The record is from RefSeq and is a predicted model, not a curated record. Lineage: Eukaryota; Fungi; Ascomycota; Dothideomycetes; Mycosphaerellales; Extremaceae. Gene Ontology annotation, molecular function: acetolactate decarboxylase activity.
AUGGAAGACAACCACAUCUACCAAUACUCCCUCCUCAACGCCUUGAUGGACGGCGUUAGCGAAACCGGCAUAUCGGUCUUUAAACUCGCAUCAAAAGGCAACCAAGGCCUCGGCACCUUCGCACGAAUGAACGGCGAGCUCUUAUUCCUGGACGGAAAAGUCUACCAACUGCAAGCCGAAGGCAACAUCCGCGAAGCAGACGAGACAGACCAGAUACCGUUCGCUGUCAGCACGCAGUUCGUCUCUCAGCAGACCAAGGAGGUUCAACUUGACGACAAGAACGACAUCGAUGCCCUUCUCAACACGUUCAACGACCACGCGGCGAAUCUGUUCAUGAGCUACCGGAUCAAUGGCCGUUUCGAAUACCUGAAAUGCCGAACCGUGCGCGGGCAGGAGUACAAGGGACAGCCGCUUUCGGAGCUGGGGAAGAAGCAGUCUGUGGAGACGUAUGAGAAUGUGGACGGGACCAUUAUUGGAUUCCGAACGCCGAAGAACUGGCAAGGUUUUGGUGUGGCGGAAAUAACUGCGAAGAACGUGGAGAUGCAGAUGGCAGUGGCGUCGAACGUGCAUGUUGAGCUGCCGACAAGCGAUGACUUCAAUGCGGCGAAACUGGUUACGGAUGAUGCUGGGGUGAAAGAAGUGGAGGGUUAG